AUGUUUGGCAGUCUUUAUGUCUCGCUGUCGAAAUCGGUGUCGCGACGUACAGGGACGUCACCUACUCCACCGAACACCACAGAUUUCGGAAUAGGUCCAACUCGAGUACGUUCACCGUCACCAAAAAUUGUUGAUCGAACCGUCCUUCAUGUCCUUCAUGAUAUCCACGAACCCAGUGAUCACCACGAUCUAUCUCCCUCAACAGUCACGCGACCCCAUCUCAAAUGGCCCCCGAUUGUCACCAGAAUUCCUGAGCCUAAAGAUAUUUCAGAACUUGAACAUACAAUCGUUCACGUUCCUAGUAUACUGUCGGCUGACGCAGUCCAAUUUGACGAAUCAGUUUGUGGUUCAUUCCCCUGUCGCUUCCUUCUUCCCCUUCGUAUCGCUGAGCAAGAACCGCUGCACCUCCACCAACUAGCUAUUCUUGCAAGUAGCUUGAAUCGCACUCUUGUUCUCCCGAAUGUAGGCAACAAUCGCAUGGGGGCUUGUUCCAAAUGGCCGUUUGAUUUAUAUUACGACGUGGACCUGCUCAGAAGCGCCCUCCCCGCUAUCAACAUUUUGCCUUUCACUGUAUUUGACAAUUGGAGCGAAACACGUUCCAUCUUACCUACAAGCAGAACCAUCUCUUUCAGCGUCAGCAAAAGUGGCGAACGAGAUUUACUGCCUGACGACCAUUUCACCAUCGAUCAUGGUCUUGCGGAUCACAAAGCCGCUUCCUGCCUAAACUCCAAAUUUCCUAGACUUUACCAAAGUUCCUCUAUAAUUUCCUUCAAGUUCUACCGCAACAAUCCAUCGACAAGCCAGCAUCUUAUCCAAAUUCUCUCAGAGGCUGUGGAUUCCGUGGAAUAUUUCUCAGACGAACUUGCCGCGCUUCCGAGAUCUGAUGUGUUAGCCAUCGAAUGGGAUCUACGCCACCGAAUCUUCCCUGAGCCCAACAUAGACCUGCAAUACUCUCAUGCGCUUGUUGAGCUUGCAGAAAGAUUAGCAGGCUUCACAGGAUCCUAUAUUGCGGUGCAUUGGCAACUAGAACGUGUUCCGGUAGAAAACCUUGCGUGGUGUGCGGCAUCGCUCGUCUCUACUCUUCGUUCAGUGCUCGGCGACGAUGACUCGGGGCCUCAGCUAGUCUGGUUCGCUAGCGACUACCACACCUUUUCAGAACAGCCAAAUGGUGUGAAGACUAAGAACGCGAGAUCUGGGACUUUUCGAGUGGUCACGCCCGAGCAUGAGGAAGCCAUGAAUAUCCUUCAGGAUGCAUUCCAAACAGGUGGUGAUCUGGAGGGAUAUGCCAUGACUGAGUUAUCAUCGCAGAUAAAAAGGUUGAGAAUGUUCGAAGGGAACGUUCAGUUUGAAGAAGAUAUUCUGGAAGACUCAGGAGUUUCAUUUAUCCUAGACAAGUUGGUGGCGAUGCAGUCUCAGGUGUUUGUCAGCGGAUCUAAGGCUUGCAGCAAGACGAGGUGCGUCUUCAUGACAGCAGGUGGUAAUAUUUGA
This is a messenger RNA of Suillus discolor, 1488 nucleotides long. RefSeq lists its product as uncharacterized. The transcript has a single exon. Lineage: Eukaryota; Fungi; Basidiomycota; Agaricomycetes; Boletales; Suillaceae. The record is from RefSeq and is a predicted model, not a curated record. The coding region runs from base 1 to 1488 and encodes 495 amino acids.